This is a messenger RNA of Fulvia fulva, 567 nucleotides long. RefSeq lists its product as uncharacterized. Gene Ontology annotation, cellular component: plasma membrane. NCBI's taxonomy places the organism in Eukaryota, Fungi, Ascomycota, Dothideomycetes, Mycosphaerellales, Mycosphaerellaceae. The transcript has a single exon. Gene Ontology annotation, molecular function: allantoate transmembrane transporter activity; dipeptide transmembrane transporter activity. Bases 1 to 567 code for a protein of 188 amino acids. The record is from RefSeq and is a predicted model, not a curated record. Gene Ontology annotation, biological process: dipeptide transport; allantoate transport; tripeptide transport.
AUGGCGACCACAAACUCAAUCCUCGCCUUGAUCGGCUACUACCUACCCGGCGGCAUUCUCAUCGGCUGGACGACAAUCUCCGGCCUACAAGCCUCGAAUGUUGCAGGUAGCACCAAGAAAAUCACCGUGGCGUGUGUAGGCCCCAUCGUCUACACUAUCGGCAACAUCAUCUCGUCGCAGACGUUCCAGGCGAAGGAUGCGCCGAAGUACUUGCCUGCCAAAAUCUCGAUUGUGAUCUUGUACCUUCUUAUCAUGAUUGAUUUCCUUGUUAUGCGAUGGGUCUUUGUACAGAGGAGCAAGUUGCGAGAUCAAGCGAGGAGCGAGUUGGGUGAGGCGUGUAAGGUUGGGGAGAAUCAUGAGUCUCUGGAUCAGACGGAUCUUGAAAAUAGGGAACUUCGGUAUGCGCUGUGGCAUGCUAUCUCUUCUACAGACCCUCGGGUGCUGCUUGUACGAGUGUUGCUGUACUGCAUAAACAUUCUUAGUGCCUCAGGUCCCAUUGAUGACGCAACAACCGGAUGCAAGCUUAAGGCGAAGCGCCUGAGAAGAUGGUAUGUGAAAUCGAGCUGA